Clonostachys solani is the source of this 1218-nucleotide messenger RNA. NCBI's taxonomy places the organism in Eukaryota, Fungi, Ascomycota, Sordariomycetes, Hypocreales, Bionectriaceae. The record is from the annotation of a GenBank genome assembly.
AUGUCAAUUUCGAAUUCUAGUGCGGUCGAUAUGGCUUCCAGCGAGGGAAAGCGAACUCAGAACCCAUGGCUAGGCGUUUUUGGAGCUGCACUUUUCUUGAUAUCUACCCACGGAUUCAUUCAGUCCAUUGGAGUGGUGCAGUCCUAUUUGGAACUUAACCAGCUACAAAACUACCAAACAAGCGACAUUGGUUGGAUUAUCGGACUCUACUCAAUGCUUAGCUUGGUGCUCGGCAUUAUAGCCGGGCCACUGGUCGACUACUUUGGUGUUAGGCCACUGGCGGCCCCGGCGCUGGUUCUUUCGACGCUCCUGUAUUUCGUCAUGGCAGAGUGCACCACCUAUUGGCAUUUCAUGCUGUGUCUCGGCCUUCUCGGCGGUGUUGGCGGAGCCAUAACCAGCACUCUGGCCAUCUCAGCAGCAGGCAAGCUCUUUGUAGAACGGCGAGGAACAGCUAUUGGGUUCGCCUUGGCAGGAGCAUCGGUGGGAGGCGUUGCUAUUCCACUGUUGCUCAACGCCACGUUUCCUCGCUUCGGCUGGGCCUGGUCGAUGCGUAUAUUGGGAUUCAUUAUGCUGGCGUUAAACUUGGUUGGGUCACUCUGCCUCGUUCUCGUUUCGGACCAGAUCCCCCUGAAUACGGACUUGGGAAUCCGCUCAGCGGCGCCUAGCCUGGAAGCCUUUAGAUCUGGAACAUUUUGCUUUACCACCGUGGGUUUCGCAUUGAUCGAGCUUGCCAUGUUCGGCAUCAACGGCCUUCUCCCUACAUUUGCGGUGUCUGUCGGGUUCUCAUUGCAAGCCGCGUAUGUUUUGCUUUCCGUGCUGGCGGGAAGCUCCUUCUUCGGUCGCAUAGUUGCCGGCGUGGCAGCAGACUACAUUGGAAGUUUUAACGCCUUGGUUAUCAUGAGCACGUUCUCGGCUGUUGUGACGGGUGCUCUGUAUGUCCCCUUUGGAGAUACCUCCCCCAAGGCCUUGUUUGCGUUUGCAAGUCUCUGGGGAUUCGGCUCCGGAUCCUGUCUCUCCCUUGUGCCAGGCACAAUGGUAUCAGUGACAUCCAUUUCUGCCCUCAUUUCCAUCCCUGCGGGAGGAGAGAUGUUGGACCGUUUUGGACCCCGAGCAACCGCGGGAUUCUUUCUUGCCACGGCGAUUGGCUCGAGUAUCUGUUUCACCUUCGCAAGAUGGCGCCUUGGGGGCAAGUUUUUGAACCUCACUCAGGCGAUCUAG